CACCACAAAUCAAAACCAAGCGUCAUUUUUAUUUUUCUCUUCAAGUUUCAAUUUUCAAGUGUAAACAUUUUGAUUUUUUUCAAAUCAUCAUAAAUAAUUAAAUUAAUUCGAUAAGAAUAAUAUACAAAAAUGUCAGAAGCAUGGGAUAUGGAAAUAAAAGCAAUUAAAAACAAACGCAACACUUAUCGUGAGAAGCUAGAAAAACGUAAAAAAGAACGACACGAUAUCCUUUCGUCCACUGCCACCUUGCUGUCGUCACCAAACAGCGGCAGUAGCACCAAAAAUGAUAACUCCGAAGAUUCCCAAGCUCCCAUUAAAACAGAAACAGAAUCCGAUACUGAAAUCGAAAAGACAAUCCUACAGAUGCUGUCGUCUAGCUCAUUGGUGCUUCCUAUCAUAUCCACUCAACUUAUUGAAAAGCUAGAGAGGAACUUGGAGAAAUCAGCUCCCAAAGAGUUGGUCAAUUAUAUUUUGGGUAAACUAUCAAAUCAAGGUGCAAUUGGGAUUAAGAGUGUCACAAUCGGCAAAGAAGUUGGCUGCGAAGUGAUCUCUGUGCAAAGAACAGCCGUCCUAAAUCUCUACAAAGAGUUCGUAUCAGAGUCUUAUGGUGUCAAAGAUGAGUUCAAAAGGAAAUAUGAAAAUGAUGAAGAUGACGAUGAUAGCAACUCCAGAAAAGCCAUCAAAAUAGACAACGAUCGUAAAAUGAACAAAGACAGUAGCAGCAAUGAUGCUUCCGAUGAUAUCAUGUCUCUACUCUCGAUGCCCUCAACUCGAGAGAAACAAAGCAAACAAGUUGGUGAGGAAAUUCUCGAACUUUUGACUAAACCCACAGCGAAGGAACGAUCAUUGGCGGAGAAAUUCAAAUCGCACGGAGGAGCCCAGGUCAUGGAGUUCUGUCCCUAUGGAACCAAAGUCGAGUGCCUCAAAGCACAACAAGCCACUGCUGAGAUGGCUGCAAAGAAGCGUCGUGAAAUCGAGCAGAAUACAGCAAGCGAAAAAGCCGAGGAUUCGAAUGCCGAGACAAAUUCCAGUAGCACUCUGGAUGAAACAUCAACAACUAACUUAGGGGAAGAGUGCAAAAAAGAGGAACAGCCAGCAACAACAACUGAUCUGUUGGUUACUCCCAUCAUCGAAGAGAUCAUCAUUGAGAACUCUGACAAAUGCACAAAGUUGCAUUUCAAGAAAAUCAUACAAUCCCACACGGAUGAGUCUUUGGGUGAUUGUAGCUUCCUUAAUACGUGCUUCCACAUGGCCACUUGCAAGUAUGUCCAUUAUGAGGUCGAUGCUCAUCCGAAUAUCAACAACAACAAACACGAAGACGUCAAGACCAAUCUCUGCAUCAAGCGGAACACAGAUCCUAGUGUGACGCUCUAUCCUCCCCAGUGGAUACAGUGUGACUUGAGAUACUUGGACAUGACUGUUUUGGGGAAAUUCGCAGUGGUAAUGGCUGACCCUCCGUGGGAUAUUCACAUGGAAUUGCCAUAUGGAACCAUGUCAGAUGACGAGAUGAGACAGUUGGGAGUUCCAGCUCUGCAAGAUGAUGGUUUGAUAUUCCUUUGGGUAACCGGUCGAGCCAUGGAGUUAGGCAGAGAAUGUCUAAAGCUCUGGGGCUACGAACGUGUCGACGAAUUGAUUUGGGUGAAAACCAAUCAAUUGCAACGAAUCAUUCGAACUGGACGAACUGGUCAUUGGCUCAAUCAUGGCAAAGAACAUUGUCUCGUUGGUAUGAAGGGAAACCCAACGAAUCUCAAUCGUGGAUUAGAUUGUGAUGUUAUUGUGGCAGAAGUUCGAGCUACCAGCCAUAAACCAGAUGAGAUUUAUGGCAUCAUCGAAAGAUUAAGUCCCGGGACAAGGAAAAUCGAAUUAUUUGGUCGACCGCAUAAUGUUCAACCAAAUUGGAUAACUUUAGGCAAUCAAUUGGACGGUAUUCGUUUGGUUGAUCCCGAAUUGAUAACACAAUUUCAGAAACGUUACCCUGACGGUAAUUGUAUGGCACCAGCGCAGGGCGCAAAGAAGUGAGUGACUGAAAUUUCCUGAGAUUUCUAUCUUAUUUGUGGGCAUUUAUUUAUAUUUGUAAGAACAAAAACAAUAAAAACGAAAUUUUUAAA
Molecule: messenger RNA, 2108 nt
Organism: Eupeodes corollae
Lineage: Eukaryota; Metazoa; Arthropoda; Insecta; Diptera; Syrphidae
Gene: Mettl3
Product: N6-adenosine-methyltransferase MT-A70-like protein
Exons: 7
Coding region: 130-2019 (629 amino acids)
Cellular component (GO): nucleus; RNA N6-methyladenosine methyltransferase complex
Molecular function (GO): mRNA m(6)A methyltransferase activity; mRNA (2'-O-methyladenosine-N6-)-methyltransferase activity
Source: RefSeq, a predicted model, not a curated record